Molecule: messenger RNA, 4609 nt
Organism: Hyalella azteca
Lineage: Eukaryota; Metazoa; Arthropoda; Malacostraca; Amphipoda; Hyalellidae
Product: hydroxymethylglutaryl-CoA synthase 1-like
Exons: 10
Coding region: 153-1943 (596 amino acids)
Biological process (GO): acetyl-CoA metabolic process
Molecular function (GO): hydroxymethylglutaryl-CoA synthase activity
Source: RefSeq, a predicted model, not a curated record
UUAGGUGUCAUCACGUGCGGCUGGGGUGGUGUCAGUAACUGCUGUGGAGGGCUAAGGAGCUCUCAAAUUCCUUUCGACUUAGAAAAAACGCAUAUUUAUCGAUUAAUCAGACCUUCACAAUUAAAUUCAAACAAAUACGAUCACUUUGCAUCAUGUUCAAAAAGCAUUGUGUCAGUGCAUGGGAGGGUAACUCAGAGACUGUCAAGUCUAAUGGCUGCAAUAUUGAUUCUUUUGAUGGAGCGGAGGAAGAUUGGAGAAAGAAUAGCAGUUUGCCACUGAGGACCUGGCCUCAAGAUGUUGGCAUUAUUGCUAUGGAAGUUUACUUCCCAGCACAAUUUGUUGACCAAGCUGAAUUAGAAGACUUUGAUGGUGUGUCAAAGGGCAAAUACACCAUUGGGCUUGGUCAAACUCGCAUGGGCUUCUGCAGUGAUUGUGAAGACAUCAACUCUUUAUGCCUCACAGCCCUUACCCAAUUGAUGGAAAAAACUGGUAUUGAUUACACAAGUAUUGGAAGGCUUGAAGUGGGCACUGAAACUUUAGUUGAUAAAAGCAAGAGUGUGAAGUCAUUUCUGAUGACUGCGUUUGCAGCGUCGGGCAACUCUGAUGUUGAGGGUGUUGACUCAACCAAUGCCUGCUAUGGAGGCACCGCUGCACUAUUUAAUGCUGUUAAUUGGGUGGAAAGUUCUGCCUGGGAUGGCCGGUAUGCAGUGGUGGUGGCAGGAGACAUCGCCGUGUACGCCAGCGGUGCGGCCAGACCCACAAGCGGUGCCGGUGCCAUCGCCAUGUUAGUUGGACCCAAUGCCCCACUGGUCCUCGAUCGCGGAGUACGCAGCAGUCACAUGAAUCACAGCUAUGACUUCUACAAACCUGUGAUGAGCUCAGAGUAUCCUAUUGUUGAUGGCAAACUUUCCAUCCGAUGCUACUUUGCUGCCCUUGACUCAUGUUACAAGACCUACCUCUCCAAAGCUCGCAAACAUCUCGACGAAGAAGUGAAGAGCUUGGCUGACUUCAAGGCUGUUCUCUUCCACACUCCGUACUGCAAACUAGUCCAGAAGUCGUUUGCUCGUCUUGCAUAUAAUGACUUCCGCUGCCUAUCUCCUGAAGCUGCAGCAGCUCUUCAUCCUUCACUUACUGCUUUCAGAGAUUUGCCACUUGAAGAUACUUACUUCAACCGUGAUAUUGAGCAAGCAUUCAUGGCAUCAAGCGAAGAAGCUUUCCUGACGCAGACCAAACCAUCGCUGCUGCUGGCAACUGAAGUGGGCAACAUGUACACGCCGUCGCUCUAUGGCGCAUUGGCUUCCUUCCUUGCCGGGUACUCGGCCGACCCUGACUCGCUGGUAGGCAGUCGGCUGUGCCUGUUCUCGUACGGCUCAGGCUUGGCCUCGACCAUGUACAGCAUCGUCAUAAAAUCUGGCUUAGCUCAGCAACGUCUGGGGGCUGAUGUCAGAUUACCUUCUAGCAAUGGACAGGCAGGUUGGAGUCUGUCACAGUUGGUGUCUUCGCUGUCUGACCUGCAACAGAGACUUGCGUCGAGACAGAAAGUGCCGCCGCAAAUCUACAGUGACAUCAUGAAGCUCAGAGAGUCCACGCAUCAUUUGGCUCCAUACAAGCCCGUGGGUUGCACCAGCUCUCUGCUGCCCGGCACGUGGUACCUGACGUACAUCGACGACCUGCAUCGCCGUCAGUAUGAACGCGUCCCCCGCAGCGCCUCCUCCUCGGCAGGCGCUGGCGCCACUGCCACUCGAGCUGCCGCCGAUAUCACCGGCGCUGAAACGGCUGCAAAAAUUCCCAAAUGCAUCGAGACGAAUGUUUUUGGUGUAACUCAAGCGUUAACAACAGAAAUUUCAGAGGCUAAUGCCACCGCUAAAGUUGCCAGUGAGGCUCCAAUUUCUGCUUUGACACAAGCGUCGGCAGCUGUUGUCGCGGCAGCGGUCCGGACGUGAUCUCGUUCUGAUCGGCGCAUUGAAUUAUCAAUUUUUAAAUUUUCCUUGAUUGCCCCGAAACAGAGAACAGAAGGCAGCUUUCAAUAUGUUGUUUUUGCACCGUCGCAAGAUAUGGUCCAUGAGUUUUAACUGCGCGCGUUCAACUUUGGCUAUGCCCGCUUCUCAGCUAUGCAUCGCUAUUAGUGUAUAUUUUCAUUCAAUCGGCAGAAUUGUACGUUUUCGUGUACAUAAGAGAUAAAAAUAUCAGAAAUAAGUGCUUGAAUCUGACUUGGUCGAUCUUUUUGUUAUAUUUUAGUGUACUAGAAUAAUUUGCAUGCUAGCUUACUAUUGCACGUCGUCAUUGUUAAAUAGCAGCAAAAUCAAAGUUUUUUUCUGGUCUACACUUCAUGAAGCUUUUGUUUCAUCUUGUUGCUCUAGUCGAGUAUUUUCGCUUAGCUAUAUUCUGUGAUACUUUGAAGCUGUACUCUUCUGACGAGGCUACGUAGAUCUUUACCGUUCAUCUUCAGGCAUUGCUGGUCGAACUCCUCCUGAGUCCUGACUUACAUACUGCGGCCUUUCCAGCGAUUACUUUUAUUAGCGGCAGUUCGUUAUCACUAGUCUUCUUUCAAGUAUGAAAACAAAAAUUGUCUAUUUGAGUAUGACUGAAAAUAGUGUUCGUUUGAGUAUCUAAUACGAUUGCUAGUAUUUUUGUUUGAGUUUGAUCGGCGAUGUGUUCAAUUAAUUGAAUGUCUUUUCAAUUACAGAAUCACAACUUUGUCACUCAAUGAAAAUUUUAAGUUUGUUCAGUUGCUUCGAACACAAUUCAGUUUAAAGCAAUGAUUCUGAAAGGUCGAAUCAAAGCUUCAACAAUUAUUGUUUUGUGAGUUAGAAGUAUUCUUGUUAGUUAAAGAUCGUGAUUAUAUUUUUGAUGUUUACUGCAUCUUCACCAAAGUCAUUUGCAGGAAGUUGCCGUGGGCGGAAAUCGAUCUGAAACCGUCGUCGGCUCGUACUGUGCAGCCUAGACGACGUUGUUCUCUAUUCAUUCUAUUACAUAUCUGCGUAUCAAGCAAUAUAUUCUCUUUCCAGUUUUAUAGAAUUAAUGAGUAUGAGAUUUAUUGGAUUUCACCGCUGAUAGAGAUUUUGAUGUGGACCAAUUUUCCUAAUAGCUUUUAUUUGAGUUUGUAGAGUAAAAGUGUAGCCUCUCAACACCUGAACUUUCCAUUGUUUUUAACACUAAAUGGAAGGCACAUUAUUGAAGGCAUUCAUUAUAUUGAAGGCAUUGAUGAAGAAAUUGAGACGCUGAUUCGUGAGGCCUCCAUUCCUGAGAUGUGUACUAAUUUACUUAACUUUUUUUUCAAACAUGCAAAUACCUUCAUUGUGUAUUAAACAUCUAAAUUCUGUCAAGAUGUUCCCGACAUGAGGAUUAGGGAGCAUAACUUGUGACUUCGAGUAAUUUUUAUCAAGCUGUCCUGGAUUUGGGAAGAAGUUAUAUCAAUUUGAGUAUUUUUUAAAUUCUUUUCAUUUGACAUAAUCUUGUGCUUAGCUACUUAUGUUUAGGCAUUGAAUUUGAAAGUUUUUGGUUAUAAAUUCAACAAUUAUCUACUCUAUAUUAUUUUCUGAUAUUCUCGUUUUUAGUUGGGACAGUUUAGUUGAAUUAAAAGUAUCUGAUGAUAUAAAAGCAAAUUUGAAAAAGGUUUCAUCAAUUGAAGCUCCUUGUAGUGCGCGUAUGAACUCGACUCAGGGCCAACUAUCCCCAAAAUCGUCAAAAUAAUGCACAGAUAUUGAAAAAUUACACGCACAUGCUUCUAUAACUGGGUGCUGAGUUUCCUGUUCAAACUCCCUACACUAAUGGUAUUACUAGUUCUCAGAGCGAACGUAGUCGAUUAGAUGUCAGAAUAAUCAACGUGAGCCGACUAUUUUAUCUACUAUUCCGUUUUUUAUAGGCAUAUUACACUAAGUUUUCACAAGCAGCACUUGUAAAUAGUAAUACCAUGACUGUUUUCGUUGUAUACCAUCAACGAGCCAAGAUGGUUUUGAAGUAUUAAAAAAUAACACUUCAGACCGUACUUAUCUGCUGAUGAACUAUUUAGUCGUAGUCCAUUUCCUGCGUGUGAACGCAAGUGUGUCUACAUACUGUGUAGCGCGGUGCUCACUAAACUUGAAUACUCAAGGCACCCUGGCGGUGUGCGAUGUCCUGAUUUUGAAUCUGAGGCUGAAUCUUUUUCCUUUAUUCCUACUUUUAUAUCUCUCAAAAGUUACAAAUUUGUUAUUCGUAUAUUGGUGAUUCUGGAUCCGCAGAAUUUUCUCCGUUUUCUCCCUGAACGCCGUUUUCAACGUUAUGGAAUGCACUUAGGUUAAUUGUAUUUUUAAAGCCUGCGAAUAUUUCUUUUCCUUGAGGCGAUCUAUACUCAAGGAAAAACUGCGGUUAAUCAAUAGUCAAAUAGUCCUUCAUAAUCGUUAUUUUCGUCUGAAAAUUUCAAAAUUGCAUUUGUUUAUCAAAUUUUAUUCAUGUAGUUCAUGUUAUGGACUGACAAGUUAUUCAUGUGACGAUUGGAAAGUUGUAUUUGUUCUUCAAAUAUUAUUUAGGUUGUUCAUGUGAUAAACUCCUUGGCGGAGUUCUAAAGUGAGAAGGGGCCAGUAUAUCUGCAUUUCUGUCAAGUUUUUGUUAAUAAACGUGCGUUCAGCAA